GUGGAAAUUGCGCCUCAACGAUGUCAUGGCAAUCGGUUAGACAAAAGUCCCCAAGAGCGUUCCCAUCAUGUCUCACAAUCUGGCUCUCUUCUUCCACAUCCUUGAUACCAGGCCAUUAGCCAACACUCGCCGAAACAAGCUCGCGCAAUGCGCGCCGAAAUACGAAGUACCGAUUGUCCAAACGGAGGAGUCUUCUACAGCUGUAGUAAUGGGUUUCGUGGAUGUUGUCUGGAAGACCCGUGUAUGCCGAACGGUGGCUGUCCCAAGGAGAAAGAUCGUACUCCUAACAACUCUUUGAGUGCAAACCCUGUACUGUCAGUGCCUUCAACUCGCAGCUUCUCACGACCAGAUUCUAUGUCAAGUUCGUCGGCAUCUGGAUCUCGAACAAAAGACGCAGUAACAACAUCAGCACCACCAUUGGAGACCAUCGCUUCGUUAUCUGCAGGGCAAACAGUAUUUGUCACCAUCACCCAUGACCCGUUAGAGACGUCCAAAUCGUCGACAGUCACCCCGGAACCUGAUACACGCGCUCAACACGGACAUUCCAUUCCUAUAGCGGCAAUCGUUGGUCCCGUCGUAGGCGUCGUCGUUUUGAUUGCCACAGCGUUGUUGAUUUUCUUUUGUCUACGGCGGAGGAAGCGUACGAAAAUGCGCAGAGCAGCGACAUUCCCUUCUCCAUACGUUGGCAGCGACAUGUCGAAGCAACUCCACAACAGUGUAUUACCACAGCAGGAGGAGGAAGAGAGAAAACCACAACAUAAGACAAUUUUUAGUACCAGUCAACCACAGCCGCAGCAACUUGACAGCAGAGAGGUUGUUCCCGCAGCUGAAUUGGGCGAAUCACCAAUCCGACACAUUGCAGAGCUUCCUGCUAAUUCGAUCACUCCAAUACAUCUUUAGCCGACGGAGUACCUUGUUCCAAUUUAAGGUCAGUAUGCACUUGGAAAAGCCCU
Molecule: messenger RNA, 953 nt
Organism: Dothidotthia symphoricarpi CBS 119687
Lineage: Eukaryota; Fungi; Ascomycota; Dothideomycetes; Pleosporales; Dothidotthiaceae
Exons: 3
Coding region: 148-900 (250 amino acids)
Source: RefSeq, a predicted model, not a curated record